AUGUCGGGAACAGGAGCUCGGCUCAAUAUUUUUCCUACUCGCAUGGCUUUAACCACCAUGAAAACAAAAUUGAAGGGAGCACAAACAGGACACAGUUUGUUGAAACGUAAGAGUGAAGCCCUCACCAAAAGGUUCAGAUCUAUCGUUCAAAAAAUCGACGAAGCAAAACGAAAAAUGGGUAAAGUAAUGCAAACAGCUUCGUUUUCUUUGGCAGAGGUAACUUACAUUGCUGGUGAUAUUAGUUAUCAAGUUCAAGAAAGUGUCAAAAGUGCUCAAUUUCGCGUUCGCACAAAACAAGAAAAUGUUUCCGGAGUGAUGUUACCUACUUUUGAGAGUUACUUGGAAGGAGGAAAUGCCUUCGAAUUAACGGGACUCGGACGUGGUGGUCAGCAGGUACAGAAAAGCAAAGAAACAUAUAUUAAAGCUGUUGAAGCUUUGGUCGAGUUGGCCUCCCUGCAGACUGCAUUCGUCAUCUUGGAUGAAGUUAUCAAGGUAACAAAUCGUCGUGUAAAUGCUAUCGAACACGUUAUCAUACCAAAGAUAGAGAACACUAUAAAAUAUGUAAUUUCUGAACUGGAUGAGCAAGAUCGUGAGGAAUUCUUCAGACUUAAAAAGGUUCAAGGUAAAAAGAAGAAGGACCAACAAAUCGCCGAGAAAGAGAGACAAGUUAAAGCCGGAGAAAGUGGUACUAACAUAAUAUUAUUAUGA
This is a messenger RNA of Funneliformis mosseae, 708 nucleotides long. Lineage: Eukaryota; Fungi; Glomeromycota; Glomeromycetes; Glomerales; Glomeraceae. The record is from the annotation of a GenBank genome assembly.